AUGGCAAGAUCACAAGAACACAGUCAGACCUCUGAUCAGCGAUAUGUGCACCCGCAUCUCGGUCAAGAGCCCGAACGUCUUUCUCGCCAAGUCAUGGCGGAAGCCAGGAAGAUCCAGACGGCUGUCAUCCUGGCUCCCGAAAGAACCGACUACCGAGACCGCUGGUACUACAAGGACGUGACACCCUUCAUGCGCCUCUCCAAGCAGCGCUUUCGACAGGACGGCUUGCUCCUGCCUUUCGGACACCCUCGAAGCGGCUUUGACUUGCCGAGUCCGACCUUGUUCCAGACGCCUAUGUCCUGGUCAUUGUGCGACCAGGCGGAUCCCCUUAGUGGAUGGCCUCCAGAGGAGGUGCGCCAGGUGGCGUCUCCCGCUUCAAACAAUGAAUACGGGAAGCUGUUCCUGUACUUACGCCACGAACUCAUAAAUUACCUCUACCGCUUUUCUGCUCUUCAUGUCGAUUUUGAGCUGCAUAAUAUGGACACGAGGAAGCUCCCUCCCCAUCUCGAAAAGCAUAAGUAUGCGAGAAUCGAACGGGCAAAGGUCUCUAACAUAACCGACCAGGCCUACGUGGGGACCCGAGAGGCAUUAUCCUUGCUAUCUCCUCUGCUUCAAACGCCAGAGGAAAAUUCCCAUGCCACAAUCCUCACCCUCUAUUUGAACGCCAUGAUGGAGAUUGCUAAGGCUGACGAAAGCCUUGCGUCAAGCGGAAAGUACGACGUGGGCUGGGUGAGCCCGCUACUGGCGUAUCUACCUAGAAUCUCGCCAAUGGCCCUCGCUAUCUCACCACAGGGCGCUGAGUCCUACAAGGUCUGGGACUCGCGGAGCAUCCUCCUCGACGCCGAAGAGUAUUUUCAGAGAUAUACAGCAGAGCAGAAGUUCCACGAGAUACCGCGCAAGCUGCAUGUCGCCAUGAAGAGUGACCACACAACUGUUGACAAGUGGCCAACAAGACUGAAAUCUUGCUUGGGCCAAGAGGGCGCCCAGGAUGAGUUUGAUUUCCUGUUGGCUAGCAAGCUCACCAGUAUUGAGCGACAUGUGGAAUGGCGCAGAUUGGAAUAG
This is a messenger RNA of Anthostomella pinea, 1062 nucleotides long. NCBI's taxonomy places the organism in Eukaryota, Fungi, Ascomycota, Sordariomycetes, Xylariales, Xylariaceae. The record is from the annotation of a GenBank genome assembly.